This is a messenger RNA of Anisakis simplex (herring worm), 291 nucleotides long. NCBI's taxonomy places the organism in Eukaryota, Metazoa, Nematoda, Chromadorea, Rhabditida, Anisakidae. The record is from the annotation of a GenBank genome assembly.
AUGGGUGCAUUCUUCUACAUUAAAUGGUUCCUAUUGAUUGCUUUAAUGGCCACAAUUUUAUCGGCGUUCUAUUUGAUGAGUUCACAAGGUGAAAAGACGGCCAACAAAUAUUCUGUGGUCAAUCCAAAAUUUGAAUCAAUUGUGAAUCAACUCUUACCUCCGUCGAAUCGCUCUGCUUUAUCGGUGCCUCAGAAAGCCAUGAAUAAAGUCAUCGCGCAAAAGCCUCCUUUUGCGGAAGACACUUUCACUAUUCCUCUCUCUGAGGUAAUCCAGUUUUCAGCAUUUUACUGA